Molecule: messenger RNA, 1952 nt
Organism: Aureobasidium subglaciale EXF-2481
Lineage: Eukaryota; Fungi; Ascomycota; Dothideomycetes; Dothideales; Saccotheciaceae
Exons: 2
Coding region: 30-1526 (498 amino acids)
Biological process (GO): mitochondrial tRNA threonylcarbamoyladenosine modification
Cellular component (GO): mitochondrion
Source: RefSeq, a predicted model, not a curated record
GCUUUCAAUCGCGUCAUCCCGCUGCUUCCAUGCGGGUGACAUCUGCAGCCAAGGCCAUCUACCGAACCAUUCAGGGUCCAGAAGCCGCUGGCAAUCGACUUUCUCGAAUCUUGAAAUUGUUUGUUCGACCAACGUCACAAAACGUACGCACGUUGAUGCUGUCGCCUUUGCGUACCUUCACGCGCGCAAUCCCUCCUGUCAGGUCCUAUGGAGUUGCACUGCACCGUCGUACCCUCCUGACUCUCGCUAUAGAGACGUCGUGCGAUGACACAUCGGUUGCCAUCGUCGAGAAACACAAAGAUGCUUCGGCAACGCUUCAUUUCCACAAGAAAGUGACUGCCAACACAGCCGCCUACAAUGGCAUCCACCCUGUCGUCGCUCUGGAGUCUCAUCAGUCCUCACUCGCGCCACUGCUGCAAGAAGCACUGACCCAUCUGCCCCCAUCCCAAGUGGACUCGGACCCUCGCCGCACCUUGUACCAUGGAACCACCUCGCGCAUGAAGCCGGACUUCAUCUCCGCUACAAGAGGCCCUGGUAUGCGCUCGAACCUGUCUGUUGGUUUGGACGCUGGUAAAGCACUAGCAGUGGCUUGGGACAUCCCCGUGCUAGGCAUUCAUCACAUGCAGGCCCACGCCUUGACUCCGCGUCUGGUUUCUGCACUCGAAUCGCGUCCUGCCUCUGGCCCGAACUUUCCCUUCUUGAGCGCCCUUGUAUCCGGAGGCCACUCUAUGUUGAUCGAAUCUACUGGCUUGACAGAUCAUAGGAUACUAGCCACAACUGGCGACAUUGCUCUUGGAGACUGUCUGGACAAGGCCGCGCGAGCAAUCCUGCCGCCGCAUCUGGUUGUACCUCCUUACGGGAGGGCACUUGAACGAUUCGCCUUUCCUGGAGGUGCAUCGGACUACCACUACACAGCACCUGCAAAGCGAGACGUUGAGCUCGCACGAAGAGUCACGAAAUGGGGCUGGGGUCUAGGUGCACCGUUAGCCGAAAGCAAGAACGGCAGUAGCAGUCGCAAGAUGGUCUAUUCUUUCUCGGGUCUCUUGAGCAGCAUUGAACGCUUUGUGAAGUAUGAAUUCGAUCACCAGACUUCCACCAUAUCCAGACGCUUGCGCCAGCCUGGUCAACUCUCCAACGAUGAGCGCCGUGACAUGGCCAGAGAAGUCAUGCGUGUGGCUUUCGAGCAUCUCGCCUCGCGCGUCUUACUGUACUUGUCCUCCCUUCCAUCUCAAGAGGCUGCCAAGGUCAGUUCGGUAGUCGUCUCGGGUGGUGUGGCAGCGAACUCUUUCUUGCGCCAUGUGAUGCGCUCCUUCCUCGACGUCAGAGGCUAUCAGCACGUCGAAUUGUGGUUUCCACCCAUUGAGCUUUGCACAGACAAUGCGGCUAUGAUAGGCUGGGCGGGCAUCGAGAUGUGGGAGGCAGGGUGGAGGUCGCAACUAUCGGUGCGUCCGAUCAAAACUUGGUCCAUGGAUCCGAGCGCUGACGAUGGGGGCAUCUUGGGUGUGGAAGGGUGGCUGGAAUUAUAGAUCGUGUAUGGUAUCGUCACUGUGUGUUUCUUGGUGAAAGCUCGUUUUGUCGUGGUGUUUAUUUUGCCUUCUGGGGUGCGUCCUUAGCUUGGAGCGCUGCAACCUGUUUGGCCAGUUCGGCGAAGAAGUUUUGUCCGUUGCCCAUGCAGGCCGGGUCUCCAAUGGGAGCACUACCGCUCUGCUCGACCUUCUUCAGUGAGCCUUCCUCUUUCGCUUGCGUCGCAGCAGGAGUGCUUUUCUCUUUCUUUGUUGGCGCAGCAGGAGCUUUCUGCGCUGCCGCUCUGGCAGCCCAGACGUUGCCUGCAGGCACGGGAGUUGGAGCAGGUGAUGCGGCAGGCUUCGCAGGUGCCGCAGCCGAAGAUGUAGGAGCGGGCGAGGCGUUCGAAGAUCGGGAUUGAGGUGUGCGUGCUGCUCCUCCACGAGGUC